AUGCACAUCCCAACUGGACCUCUCUCCGUCCCAAUCACCCUCCUCCUAAUGCUCAGCAUCGGAUCUCUAACAACCGCCCAACCCACCCACAAACCCGUCACCGAUCCAACCCCCGCCCAAUCCUCCCUCACAGAGGCACAAAUCCUCACCAUCUCCCCCAAAGCAAAUACAUGCGACAAUGCCCCUGCCGAAGGCGAAUGCGCCACGGCUGCCACGGCCGCCAAGUACACGGCCCAGUCCUUCGAUCAGUACAAAGUGACGAGCAAGGCGGAGCAGGCUGCUCUCGUCAGUUUGAUGGCGUUUGAGAGUGGCGAUUUCAAGUAUAAUAAGAAUCAUUUCCCGGGUGUUGCGGGACAGGGAACUCGCAACAUGCAAUCGCCAACCUUCAAUAAGAAGUAUGCCUCUUCUAUCCCCGCGCUCGCUGAUCAACUUCCCUCGGUCUCGGAUUCCCCCGCCGAUCUCCUGGAUCUUCUGCGUGGCAACGAGACCUACGACUUUGGGUCCGGGGCGUGGUUCCUCACGACGCAGUGCACGAGUGAUGUGCGGAGUGCGUUGCAGAAGGGUGAUGAGGCCGGGUGGAAGAGGUAUAUUAGUGAGUGUGUGGGGACGACGGUGACGGAUGAUCGCAAGGCGUAUUGGUCAAGGGCUGUUGAUGCACUUGGGGUUUAA
Messenger RNA from Penicillium diatomitis, 669 nucleotides. RefSeq lists its product as uncharacterized. Lineage: Eukaryota; Fungi; Ascomycota; Eurotiomycetes; Eurotiales; Aspergillaceae. The transcript is spliced from 2 exons. Bases 1 to 669 code for a protein of 222 amino acids. The record is from RefSeq and is a predicted model, not a curated record.